AUGUCUAUUUUUCAAAAAGAUAAUAAUACUCUUUAUCUAGUUAUAAAGAGUACAAUCAAUAAUGUUAUUAUUCGAAAUAUAAUCUUUCGAUAUGUACGAUUGAUUCAUCAAAGACUACUCAAAAGUAAACUAUUAAUGACAGACAUUACCAAAGACCAAGAUGACGAUGAAAUAAAAGGAGUUCAUAAAUGGAAAGAUAUCAUUUCAUCACCACUAUUGUCAUUGUAUUUUGGUACAUUGGAUACAUUUAAACAAUCAAUAUAUUCAUUUGAAAAGGAGUAUUCUGGUUAUAAAUGGUUACCUCAACAUGUACAAAUUGGAAAUACUACAUUUGACACUUCCUCCUCUUCAUCCGACUCAUCCUCUUCUUCCUCUUCAUCCUCAAACUAUCCAUUUAUACCACACUUGGAACAAAUUAUAAAACAAUCAUGUAAAUAUAAUCGUUUGGAUAUGAUUAUCUUUGUAUACGAUAGAUAUGGUCAUCAAGCCAAAGAAAUUGCAUAUUAUAUAGAAUACCAUUCAAUUAAAUAUAAUCGAUACCAAAUCUUUAAACACUUUUAUGAUUUGGUCUUUUCAAAGAUUACAAUGUUUAGAGAUGUAUCACCAGAACUAGAAGACUGUUCAGACUAUGAUAUUGUAUCUCUGUGUCGAUCGAGUGACAAGUGCAAUGCCACCAACAUACCAUUCUACACCAACUAUAUUGACGAGAAAAACUUUGAAAACUACAAGACCUACUAUCGAUUUGUUAUUGAUGACCUUAAAAAAGAGCCACGCGAUUCAAAGAUCAAUUGGAAUGAAGAAUUCUUAGAGACUUGUGUCACUUUGGAAGACGUAAAAUCUAUUCAAUUUUUGGUUGACAAUUUCAACAGACUUUCUCUUUACAAAAAGAAACAUAGGUAUAGUCGAGUUGGUAGUAGUACAGAAUACAUAGAUAUUCCCUUGAAAUCAAUCACCGACUUUAUUAGAAAUAACAUUUUAUUUCGUGCCCUUAGAUUACAAAAGUUUAAAAUGUUGGAUUAUUUAAAUACCUUUUUUCAAAAUGAAUCAUCUCGAUUUGGAACAACUAAAAUUGAUAUAUUUAGAUUUCUAUUAACAAAGACAGAUAGUAAUUAUGAAUCAUCAUUAUGUGAAGCAAUGAUUGUCGAAAAAGCAAUUCCAAGUGGUGAUUUGGAAAUGAUAAAAGCAAUAUUUGAUCUAAAGACAGUCAAUGUCUAUUUGAAUAGAUUUCUUGAAAUCAUUCCUCCAAUCAUGUCCAAAGCUCAUUCUGACAUGCUUUAUUAUUUCCUAGAACGAUUUAAAAUUGGUCGUCCAAAUGUUGGUCAAUUACGAACCAUUAACAAUCUAGCUAUCCGAAACGGUCACUUGGACACUGUAAAAUGGAUUGACCAAAACAUUAUCAAUGUUUUACAAGAUUAUCAAAUAGUUGAUGCUUUUUAUUCACCACCUUCCAAUCAAAGAUUAGAGUUGAUUAAAUUCAUAUAUCAGCAACAACAAAAACAACCAGAACCACAACAACAACAAGUUGCACUAAACAAAUGUUAUAGUAGAAUUAAAAAGAUUACAUUUGAAGAAUUGGAAUACAUUACAAGUCAACUCAACCCAACAACAGAGUACAAUGAAAUCAUACAGGCAGCUGUGGGUAGUGGAGAUCCUAAUCUAUUGGAUUAUGUAUUGACAAAAUACAAUACACAGUUACCAAUAGAUACCAAAGUAGCUAUAUUUGGAUUAAAUACUGAUAUACCAUUGGAAAUGGUUAAAUAUAUGGCACAGAAAUACAAAGAAAAAGGAGGAGUCAAGAUAACAAUCGGGAUGAAAACACCAAUCACUCGAACGGAAAGAAAAUACUAUACAGAUUUAAUCAACUCUGGUAUUAGUGAUACCACCACCCCACAAUACCAUCCACAUAGUUCAUCUAUUGAACAUCUAAUCUGUGUUGAAUCUUUUGGAUGUGGAUACGAUAUCAAUUUUAGUUUACCCUAUGACAGAGAAAAUCAAAUUGGAGUGAUGGAUUGUUACAGAUUCCUGUAUCUCCAUAUUGGUACCAAUAAAUGGAUGGGUGAUAGUCUAUCAUUUAUCGAAUCAAUCAGUGAAGGACGUCCUCUACCCUACCUACUCGAAUUUCUUUUGGAUACAUUCAACAACCAACAAAUCCAAUCGGCACCAAUCCUUCAAAGUUUAAGAAUAUGUCUUUUAAAGAUAAAUAUACCUCCAAACAUCCAAAAACUUCUUAAAAUGUAUUCAAAUAAUCAUCCUAUCAUUCAAGAAUUUAUAAAUCAAAAAUAA
Molecule: messenger RNA, 2283 nt
Organism: Cavenderia fasciculata
Lineage: Eukaryota; Evosea; Eumycetozoa; Acytosteliales; Cavenderiaceae
Exons: 2
Coding region: 1-2283 (760 amino acids)
Source: RefSeq, a predicted model, not a curated record